UGGUCUUAAAUAGAGAACAAAUUUAUUCGUUUUAGUAUUUCUUUUAACAACAUUAUUACAUCUUCAAUGAUAAAUGAUUAAUUUUACUUCUUAUUUCAUCAAAUUUUAACUUCUUUUUGUUUUAAAAUCUCUUUUACUUUCGUUUUUAUUAUCUGUAUAAUAAAGUUGACAGUACGAGUGACAUAGCUAAUUGGAUUACUACUAUUUUUUAUCUUGCUUUAAUAAUCUCGAAUCUAUCAUGAGUAAUGCAGAUACACCACAUAUGUUCAGCCCUUACGACUGGUUAGACGAAGCUGUUAUAUAUAAUAAAAGAUACGAAAUCAUACCAUCCGAGUGGAUCAGAGAAAACACAGACGUCCUUGUCUUACUGUUCUCUGCGAGAGGGACAGACAGAAAUGGCAUUGUCGAGAAAUUUUACGAGAUUUAUGAAAACGUCAAAUUCCUUAACCUGCCUAUAGAAGUCAUUUACGUACCCCUAGAAGAAACUGAAGAAGAAAUGAAACAGAGCUUCGAGAAACAGGCGAAUUGGUUUACUCUCAAACCUUAUGAUCCCCUGGUACUUAAACUCAAAUAUAUGUAUGAUAUUACAUGUAUACCUCAUAUAUUAGUUUUAAAAAUUGAUGGGACCAUAAUAUCGACUCACGGUAUGGUAGAUCUAGAGCAGUAUGGGAAAAAUGCUAUACUAACAUGGCUUUCUACUUCGGCAUCGUCGAAGAACCAUAGGAAGUUGAGCAAGGACGCCGCAAUGUAUGGUGACAAGUGGAAUUAUAUUAAUGCGCAAUCAAAUACAUCGAAACAUGAUUCGUAUCUAAGGAAAUUCAGCAUUCCCGAGACCUUGUAAAUUGACAUAACUCUUGGUAUUUUUUUCAUGUAAUCGGGUCAUUUUGUGUAAUUAAAUGAAUUUGUGAGCAUGUCACUCAAUAUCGCAAAUUGUCUAUGGUCUUUGAGACAGUCAGAGUGCUACGAAAGUGCUAGUUGCCACGCUUGGCAAGUUGGUUGGCGUGUACCUCAACGUCAACAGCCAAUAUUAAAACUCCAACACGCCCUCUUAAUCCUGGAUGUUGACCAGCAACUGUUUGACCACUGACUGAUUGCCGCAAUAUUAUACGAUAGCGUUAAUAUGCUUCCUCAGCUCAGAGAGUAAGGCACGGGCGUACACCGCUUCUCUUACCACCUCCAAUACUACUAUAUAUUACCUGUCUCGUUUUUUUUUCACUAAACUUAUUAUUUUUUAUCUCAAAUACAUAUAUGUUUUAUUACUGCACCCUGCUAUUUACAACAAGGUCUA
Molecule: messenger RNA, 1288 nt
Organism: Galleria mellonella (greater wax moth)
Lineage: Eukaryota; Metazoa; Arthropoda; Insecta; Lepidoptera; Pyralidae
Exons: 1
Coding region: 239-841 (200 amino acids)
Biological process (GO): photoreceptor cell maintenance; sensory perception
Source: RefSeq, a predicted model, not a curated record